UAGGUGUGCGACAACGAAACGCACACCAGUUUUUCCUCUCUGUCUCUUUGACAAAGCUGUAUGUGUUUACUCAGGAGGUUCUCCAGGGUACCUGAUAUACCCUUUUCUUUCCUUAUUAGGGAGUUUGGCGGGAUAAAUUAGGGAGCAAGACGCAAUGGCGUCGCUCCUGAUGCGUUUAUUUCGUGUGGGUGCAGAGAAGAAGAAGAUUCAGCACUAUGAGCACCUGCGCAGGGACGUGGACCCACGUCAGACCUGGGACACGCUCGGAGAACUCGGGGAUGGAGCGUUUGGCAAAGUAUAUAAGGUUCAAAACAAUGAACGUGGUAUGUUAGCAGCAGCUAAAGUUAUAGGUGUUCACGGUGAGGAUCAGGUGCAGGAUUACAUCACUGAAAUCAACAUCCUGGCAACCUGUCGCCAUGGCAACAUCAUCACCCUGCUAGACGCUAUCUAUUUUGAAGGAUGGUUAUGGAUCAUCAUUGAGUUUUGUCCUGGCGGAGCGCUGGAUGACAUCAUGUUGGAGCUGGAGCGUGGCCUCUCAGAGCAGCAGAUCAGUGAGGUGUGUUUCCAAUCCCUGCAGGCUCUGUCUUACCUGCAUCAGCACCACAUCAUCCAUCGAGACCUGAAAGCGGGAAACAUUCUGCUCACUAUGGAGGGCAACAUCAAACUUGCUGACUUUGGAGUUUCAGCAAAAAAUGACUACACCCUCCAGAGACGAUCGACUUUCAUCGGGACGCCAUAUUGGAUGGCACCAGAGGUGAUCAUGUGUGAGACAUCAAAGGAGAAUGCGUACUCAUAUAAAUCUGAUAUCUGGUCUCUGGGCAUCACGCUGAUUGAGGCAGCUGAGAUGGAGCCUCCACACCACAAUCUGAACCCCAUGAGAGUGCUGCUGAAGAUCACCAAGUCUUCUCCACCCACACUGACCAAUCCUCGUAUAUGGUCAAACCAUUUUCACGAUUUCCUUAAGAGGACGCUACAAAAAAACCCUGAGUCACGAUGGGGAGCACAGCAACUCCUCGCUCACCCAUUCUCAUAUGCUGGCCGGAACGGACAAUCCCUCAAGGAGCUUAUUGCUGAGGCUAAAGCAGAGGUCACUGAGGUCAUAGAGGCAGAGUCUCUCUUAGAUCUGCAUUUGUCUGUGAAUGAACCGUCAACCCUCACCGAAGCAGCAGUAAUUCAGGAUCAGGCUAAAACUCCAGAGCCAGAAAUCCCUCUGACACCUACAUGUGAAGAACCUCCUGAGAUUCCUACUAAUCCUGAGUCGAACAAAAUCCCCAAAGUGACACGUCGGGCAUCUGGUGCCUUAGAUAAGGCACAGAAAAGAGUCAGGCGUCUAUCUGUUCCAGGAAACUUGCUAUCGUUUCUGAGUCGACGUAAAUCAGGAAUCUAUUCUGAUGAUAUGAAAAAUCUGGUGAAUCAGGAACAACAUGAAGCCAUUGUCAGCCACCGUGAAGCUGCAUCAGCUUUAAGUCCACAAGAAACAGAGGAGAAAAGGACGGAAAACGAGGACAAACAUGAGGAGCUAAGAGAUGGACCUCCUCAGAGCCAGGAUAAACCCUCUGAAGUAACAGAAGAAAAGCCCAUAGAGCCAGAGAGUGACAUGGAGAGCAAGGACAUUAAUGCAAACAGUUGCAAAGAUGCAGAAAUUCAACAGAAAGAGGAUUUAUGUACACAGGAAACACUACAGGAUCAAGAAGUCAGGAAUAGUCCAAAUGCUGAACAAUCUAAAGACGAGCAAACUUUCUGGCGAUGUCUUGGUGAACCGGUAGAAAAAGACAAUAAUCUUGGAGCAGCUGAUUUGCAAAAUGUUCCGAUUGACACGUUAUGUUUGGAAACCUUGCACUUUAACAGGAAGCAUAAAACUAAAGAGAGAUGUUUGCUUGAUUAUCUGGAUUUAGCUGGAGCUUCUAAAUUCCCGACAACAACAACAGUGGAGUUAAUCAGAAAGCCAGUUGUGGAACUGUGUGUUCCUGGUUCUGGGGAAAGGACAAGCGAGGACGAGACACACACAGUUGUGGAACUCUGUGUUCCUGGUUCUGGGAAAAAGACAAGCGAGGACGAGACACACACAGUUGUGGAACUCUGUGUUCCUGGUUCUGGGAAAAAGACAAGCGAGGACGAGACACACACAGUUGUGGAACUGUGUGUUCCUGGUUCUGGGGAAAAGACAAGCGAGGACGAGACACACACAGUUGUGGAACUGUGUGUUCCUGGUUCUGGGGAAAAGACAAGUGAGGACGAGACAGGGAGUGUAAUGCAGGAGAAUUUGAAAGAAGAUGGAGAAGGACAAGAUGAUGCUAAAGAGGAGGAGGGAGUUAAGAUAGCUGAGGAUGGAGGCAAAGAUGAAGAAGAGGUAGAUGUUAGGGAAAAAGAAACAGAAGAUGUAGAAACAGUGAAGGAGUCUGAGAAUGCUGAAAAACCAGAGCUUACGGCUGAUUCAAAUGAAGACGAAACGCCACAAGAUGAAAAUCAGCAAGAAUCAGAACUGAAAGAAGAAACUGUGCAAGAUGAACCAUCUAAAAUUGAACUGAGGAAAGAAGAUUCACCGGAAGAGAAGGAGUCCAGGCAUGAAAAAAGCCUCGAGGAGAUCCAGAGUGUGGAGAACAGACAUGAGACGGAGGAGGUAAAAACUGACCAAUCAGCUACACCUAGCAAUCUCACAGAGCCUGAUAUUCAAAACGAAUUACCUGCAAAUGACUCAGCAGAAACAUCAGACAUUCAAACUGACGCUAUAAACGAUAUCCAGCAAGCAGAAGUGAGCUCAGAAAAGAUCAAUGGUGUUGCUUUAGACAAUAAAGUUACCAAAACCACCAAGCAGGUUAGCUUUGCACAUGAGCCCGAGCAAGUGGAAUUGGGCGAAAAGUCACACAGCAUCCUGAACGGCAACUCGAACACGGAAGCACCUGACGCAGAGUCAAAUGGUUUACUACAUCAUAACGAUGAGUCAGCGAGUUCAGCAAAAAAUGAAACGAAUUUACCUCCAGGCCGAAAAACCGUGAAGAAAACACGGAAAUUUAUGGUGGAUGGCCGUGAGGUGAGCGUCACCACGUCAAAAGUGAUCAGCGAGAAAAAUAAUAAAGAAGAGCAGAUGCGCUCAAUCAGAAGGCAAGAGUUGCAUGCUCUGAAACUGCUGCAGCGAGAGGAGCAACGAGAGUUUACACAGCUGGAACAGAAACUGCAGCAACAGAGAGAGAUGAUGUUCCGCCAUAUUGAACAGGAAAUGACUAGUAAGAAACAGUACUAUGAUAGUGAACUGCAGCGUCUGGAAAAACAGUAUGAACAGCAGAGCCAAAAAAUGGAGACUGAGCACACGGCACGUCUCCGAGAGGAAGCACGACGUCUUAAAUCUCAGCAAGAGAAAGAGCUCCGAGGGCUUAAGAUGGACCCUAAAGAGGAGCAACGUUUCCUGCAGAAGCAGCAGCAGGAGCUGAAUGAAGCGUUACAGAAAGCUGUACAGGAACACAAGAGGAAAGUGGCUUCCAUGGAGUGGGACAUCACUGUCAAAUCUCAGCAGCUUAAGAGAGCCCGUGAGUCAGUAAUCUGGGAACUGGAACAGCGCCAUUUGCAGGAGAAAUAUCAUUUAUUUAAGCAGCAAGUGAAGGAGCAGUACUCCUUACAGAGACAGCAGCUUAGCCGGAGACACAGCAAGGAUGUGGACCGCGUGUCCCGAUUCCAGCAGGGCCUAAUAGAUGAGCAGAAGUCUUCUCAGGCUCAGGAAAGAGCUCAAGUCCAAAGGGCCCAACGUGCCGAAGUCAAAAGUCACCUAAACCGGGUCAGGCAAGAUCUGAGGAGGCAGGGGUUGAGCGGGGCUGAGCAGAGACAGAAACUCACACAGGUCAUGUCGGAGGAGGAGAUCAGGCAGAAGCAGGAGUUCAAGACUCUGCAGGAGACUCAGGAGAUCCAGUUAAAGGAACUGCAAGAUCAGUGCGACUUCAACAUCACCGAGCUCCAUCAGCUACAGAAUGAGAAACUGCAGGUUCUGGUGGAGAUGGAGAAGAAGAAGAUCAAAAGGCUGGAAGAUGAGCACACACUAGAACUGAACGAGUGGAGAGAUAAACUAGCCUGCAGGAAAGAGGCACUGGAAGAAGACUUGGCUCGGAAAAAGAGGGAGUAUGAGGGAACAAGAAGACGAAGUGAACCAGAAGCGCGAUUUGGUCGACGUGCCAGAUUCUUCCCAAACCUCAGUUUUAACUGAACAACUCAGUGUGUACAUGUGUUUAUGUGUUUACAGAUAUAUGUUUUAAAUGCACUCUGAGCAUUGGCAAUGUCCUCUUUUAUAAACAUUGAGCUGCAUUUGUCCCUUAAUGUCAUGAAAGCUAGUGUGCAGUGUGGGUGAGCAUUAUGUACCACACAUACUGUAUAUAAUGCAUUAUGCUCAGAUAGAUGGACAGAAGAUGGUCAGACAGGACGGCAAAGAAAUAGAGAGAGAGAGAGAGGCAGACAGAUUGACAGAAGUGAGAGAUAUAAAGCAGUUCUAAAAUAAAACAAGCUGGCACACAUAUAAACUGACAUAAAGAUAGAUUAAAAAUCUGACAGAUAGAGCAUAAAAAGAGAGAUAUACAUAAACUUAUAUAGAAUUAGGGACAGACAGACAGACAGAAACAGACAGAUCACCAACAGUAACACAUUUAUAUAUAACACUGACUAACAUAUAAACAAUCGUUCUUCUCCUGCUUUAACUAUACUGUUCAAAAAUUGAAGGGAACAUUGAGUUCUGGUUUGCGUUAAAACAUACAGUACAUACACAUCUGAGUUGUGUUCAAGUCAAACUGGGAGUAUAGCAGUAUAUAUAUAUAAAUAUAUGCUUGAUAUACAAGAAACAUUUUACUUAAAAAUUAAUAAAAAGUCACAUCCAUCAGCCCUACUGUACGCUUUAGCACACAAGAGAUGACUUUUACUUGUAUAAUGUAAAUUUAGUAAAUAUUAAAUAUAUGUGUAUAUAGGUGUGAAUGUGCGGGGGGAGGGGGGGAUACACUGAAUGUAAAUAACCCAUGUUUUUUCCACAGUUUUUUCGUAUUUCUGUUUUCUAUUUACAUGUACCAAAGCUGCACCAUGUACAGUACAGUUUAUAGUGAAAAAGUUUAUAUCAGUAAAAAUGUCAAAAUGAUAUGUGACCAUCAAUUUUACUUGGAGGCUGACACAUGUUAAUUUUGAUCAAUUUCCAUUUUCAUUGAAUAACUCUCAUUGAAUAACUCCCAAUGAGUGGAUCCCAAUGGAAAAGGAAAAAAUUAAUGAUUUUUUUUUAUGUAAUGAUAUACAGCUCAGGUGCUACUAUUCUGUCAAUAGAAAAAAAAUAUCAAUCUGAGUCUGGGAUAUUUUAAAUUUUAUACCAAGUCAAAUCUGUGAAGCAAUACUGUUUACACUAGUAACAUUUAUUUUUAUAAUACUGGUAUACAUAUAUAUUAUGGCUGUCAAAAUUAAUGUCUUAAUGUUUUAAAUAAAUGGGGAUUCAUUAAAAUAUCAAAAUAAAACACUUUUUUUUUCAUUUUAACUGAUGAGUUACUGUACAUAAAAAUUCUCCACAUACAAUUGAGGAGAAAUCUAGCUAUGGAAAAAUAAAGUCGUGGCCACAACAUAGUAACUUGUUUCCACAUCUUAGUAAGUCAUGGCCACAACAUUCUGUAGUG
Molecule: messenger RNA, 5624 nt
Organism: Clarias gariepinus (North African catfish)
Lineage: Eukaryota; Metazoa; Chordata; Actinopteri; Siluriformes; Clariidae
Product: serine/threonine-protein kinase 10
Exons: 17
Coding region: 155-4192 (1345 amino acids)
Biological process (GO): protein phosphorylation
Molecular function (GO): protein binding; protein serine/threonine kinase activity; ATP binding
Source: RefSeq, a predicted model, not a curated record